Messenger RNA from Doryrhamphus excisus (bluestripe pipefish), 4509 nucleotides. RefSeq names its product sodium channel, voltage-gated, type IV, beta b (gene scn4bb). NCBI's taxonomy places the organism in Eukaryota, Metazoa, Chordata, Actinopteri, Syngnathiformes, Syngnathidae. Gene Ontology annotation, cellular component: plasma membrane; voltage-gated sodium channel complex. The record is from RefSeq and is a predicted model, not a curated record. Gene Ontology annotation, biological process: regulation of ventricular cardiac muscle cell membrane repolarization; regulation of sodium ion transmembrane transporter activity; cardiac muscle cell action potential involved in contraction. Gene Ontology annotation, molecular function: transmembrane transporter binding; sodium channel regulator activity.
GAGAGGUGGCUUGAAGCCAGCUUAAAGGACACAAGCAAAAGUUGUUAGAUAGCCCGAAGGGGCGAAUAUAGAAAGAGGAGGAGUCAGUUUCCAGUGGCGGCGUUACCUCCCGUCCAGCUGCCUUUUCUCUCUAAUUGUCUCUCGUCUCCCGGCUGCUCCUGCAAUGUGGCAGUCGCUGCAGUGAGAGUGCGGGGCUAGCGGAUUCUCCUUGAAUGAACCCUGACUGUGCAACGCAGUGAGAAGCAGCCGCUCAUCCACUGUGCUGGGGGGGCGGCCUCAGAAGAAAGAACGCUACCUCAUACCAAAGCAGCAGUUUCCAGUUCAUCCCAGUAAACUACCAAGGCUGAAAAGGGAUAAAGGAUAUUAAUUCACCAAUCAGGCCUGAAUCCAUCAUCGUUUGGGAGCAGAUACUCUAUGGCCGUGGAGGUCCAUUGGAUGGGGUUUGAUACCCUGAAGAUGGGCCUUUCGCAGACAGCCUUUAACCUGAUCGUCACCAUUCUGCUUGGUGUGGGGGCUGUUCAGGCCCUUGAGAUGUCCGUGGGGAAGAUUCCCUUCCUGGAGGCCGUGAAUGGCAGCACAGUCAUGUUGCCCUGCACCUACUCCAGCUGCAUCGGCAUUGAGAACCUUUAUUUUAACUGGCAGUUCAACGACAACGGUACCAUGCAAAAGGUGUGUGAGGCCAUGAUACCGACAGACGGGGCGGUGCCCAAUGUGAAGAUGUACAAAGAGCGCUUUGAAUUUGUGGGGAAGAACAAAAACAACAACAUUUCAAUCUUGUUGUGGAACAUCACCUUUGAGGAUGGAGGCGAGUACACUUGUUUUGGACGUAACCGCAAAGAAAAGGGCAAGAACCACAGCGCCAUCUUCAGACUCAUUGUCGUGGACGAGUUGAGGGUGGUCGACAACACGCUGACCAUCAUCAUCGCCUCAGCGGUGGGCGGAGCCAUUGCACUCCUCAUGGGCUUCAUGCUGCUGAAGAACUUCACUCUCUUUGUCCUUUCCAAGCUUGAGGAGAAAAAUAAGGAGUGCCUUGUAACUUCAUCAGGGAUCGACAACACAGAAAACGGCCUCUCGGGAUCCAAAGUGGAUUCAAAACCCAAAACCCCAAAACAGAAAUGAGGAAGUGCAUGUAUUCUAAAGCAUAGGAGUGCUGUUAUGUAUGCGCCUUCAUUGCAGAAUUGUACUGUACAAGCACGCUAGCACACAAAUAAUGCAAUAGUGUUUGUUUUAUCUGCACUAAAAAAAACACAACCAAAGACACUUUAGCUCACUGUUUUUGCUCAUAUGUCGAACUCCAUAAGCCAUCAGCAUAUUUUCACCAUAUAUACAUAUGACAGUGUAAUUAUACAUUUCAUUGACUGCAUCUUUGUCGUGUGUUAUUAUUAUGUAUGCGGCACAAUUUCAAAGCGCAUUAAUAAUACUGAUUCCAUGUUGCUCUAAAAAAAUACCAUAUUGACCUGAAUAUAAGACGACCUUGCAGUCCCUCUUUUUCAUAUCUAAUUUUAGGAAAAACAUUUAUUCAAUUCAUCACAUUUGACUUAUCAUAUUUCUUUGCAAGACUGCACGGUGGGACGCAGGCCACACAGCUAAAAGAAGACCUGAGUUUGAUUCCCCCCUCGGCCAUCUUUGCAUGUUCUCCCCGUGCAUGUGUGGGUUUUCUCCGGGGAACCCGGUUUCAUCCCACAUUCCAAAAACAUGCUAGGUUAAUUGGUGACUCCAAAUUGUCCACAGGUAUGAAUGUGAGUGUGAAUGGUUGUUUGUCUAUACGUAUGUGCCCUGUGAUUGGCUGGCCACCAGUCCAGGGUGUACUCCGCCUUUCGCCUGAAGUCAGCUGAGGUAGGCUCCAGCAUACCAGUGUCCCUCGUGAGGAUAAGUGGUAUAGAAAAUGGAUGGAUGGACUACAGCAAAACACAGUGAGAGCCAUCAUCCAAAAUCCCGACUUAUAUUUAGGUCAAUAUGGAAUGACUAUAAACACUAUGAGUGAUUCUCAAAUGUGUCAAAGUGGAUUAAUGUCAUGGCAGUUAUUAUAAAACACAGUCAUUUAUUGGACACAAAUAAUGGACAAUUCUCGAGGGAAAACUAACCAUUGUAGUAUGGAACUUACAUAGUCACACAUUACAUAACUGAAAUGUCAUUUUAUACAGUUAUGAUAGUUAUGGCUUACCUUUAAACACGUUCAUUAUUCUUGUCUUGGCUUGAUAUCAAACAGAGGUGCCUGUUGUUGCAUCCCAGUUCCUCCGCAAGUGAGGUCGCAGUACAUGCUGUAAAACAUGACAAAGAUAAUGACAACGUAAGAUAAUAAAAAGACAAUCUCUCUCCCUCUUACAGAAAAAUUUACUGUCGCUGCUUCUAUGGAAAAUAACCAAUGCAAUUUAUGCAUGUAACAUGAGCCAACAAGUAGAUAAAGCUUUAAAAAUAAGAGACGUAUAUAUUCUAUUACAUUAAAAGUAAUAGCUUUAGCUUUGGGAUGUACAGUCAUUGUAACCCAUAUGUCUGUAAAUUACUGUAUAUGGCUAAAGCUAUAAGUGCUAUGUAUUGUCUGUGUCCACCGCAUCACUCCAUGCAUACCAUAGGGGAGCUAAAAAUAUGCUUUGUCUUCCCCAUGAAGUAAGAACAUGAUUCUAACUCCAUGACCAUGUGACACGGUGUCAUAUCCACGGGUACUGAUUGUGCCAAGCAAGGAUAAUCGUGAAGUAUCAUGUCAUGAUAUGAAUGGAAACUGUACGUAUUUCUUUUCCAGUAUUGUACAUUGAGAAGAAUACCUCCAAAGAGCGGGCCAAAUGUGAAUGUAGAUGCCUUCAACAGGUGUUACAUCAGCAUACUGUAACGGCAUUUCUUGUUGUGCCUCCAUUCUUUAACUGUUGAAUUGAAGCAAUACUGCUGUUGUACUCAUGGAGGAUGUGUGUCAUUGCAGGGUUAUCAAUGCAUUCAUUGAAGUGAGGGCUAAAAAAAACACAAAGAAAGCAAGCAAUUGAGGUCAGGUUAUCUUUGUGACAGCAGAAGAUGAGAAGCAAUGGAGUGGCUUUAAGUGGAAAGAAUGAGAAGAGGCUGGAUUGGUACUGCAGAAAGUGUGCAAUGAUCUCAUAAUCCCAUCUCAGGGUUCAGAGAAUUUCAGGUACAGAGUCAAACAAAAGUGAGUCCACCCCUCAGUUUUAUUACAGUAUUUCUUCUCUAGGGACAAUGCUAUAGAAAUAAAACCUGGAUGUACAGUUAGCAACGUCUAUGGCAGGAAGAUUCCUAAUUAACCAUUUUUGGUUCAUUGGAAAUUAUUCUGCGAUUUUUUUCCCUUGAGUCAGUAAUAAUUUAUGAAUAUGUGACAGUCCAGUUCAAAUGUACAGCAUGUUCUAUUGUUUAAAAAAAAUACAAUUUACAUGUUAAUGCCUUCACUGAUGUCGAGAGAUCUUGCACUUUAAGGCUGUAUGGCUGACGAGUUGUUAGCAUGCAGGACACACAGCUAGGACAUCCGGGUUCGAUUCCCCGCUCGGUUUGCAUGUUUUUUUUUACUCCAGUUUCCUCCCACAUUCCAAAAACAUGCUAGGUUAAUUGGCGACUCCAAAUUGUCCAUAGGUAUGAAUGUGAGUGUGAAUGGUUGUUUGUCUAUAUGUGCCCUGUGAUUGGCUGGCCACCAGUCCAGGGUGUACCCCGCCUCUUGCCAGAAGACAGCUGGGAUAGGCUCCAGCACCCCUGCGACCCUCGUGAGGAUAAGUGGUACAGAAUAAUAUUUUAAUUAAGUAUUUGUUUGUUAAUCUUUUUUCAGUGCAUAGCAAAUCUAUACUGCUAUAUAAGCUGUACACUGAUUAUUCUAAAGUAUAUGGUAUCAUCCCUUGAGAAGAAAUAAUAAAAUAGUGGACUUAUUUUGUGACUAAAAAGGUUUUCAGUACAACAAUGCAAUAUAUGUCUGCAAAUGAAGAAUUCCGACUAAUACUUUAGGGUUAUAAAAUGUAAAAACAGCAAGAAUUUGUCCUGAUUUAAGAAAAAACCCAAAUGACUGACUUUUGCAUCUUGAUUGAGCUACACAAUGCGAUUCAGCAAGAAUGUCCUCUGUGUGAACUUGAGGACAACAAAACAAACUGCAGCAUUGUUGUUAGAUACUUGAACUGUAUGGAGACUUUAUUUGGGAAUUGAUGACAUAGCUUCUGUUUGUUUAUGUGGUGAGAGCAGUGUGAUGAUCACCAGUUCUAUGCAAAUGACGAAUAUAUGUAAGUGCAUGCUCUGAACAAUUGUAACAAUGAUCCUCUGCGUCACUGUGAUGAUAUUGCAAGCAAUAGAAUCUUCCCGAGCCGGAUGUUGGGAUGCAGGGAGAAGAGCGAGAGGAGCAUCUGGUGGGUUGGGACCCCUUUAGUUGUUUAGACUGCAGACUUCAUAUCAAUUCAUUCCCCACCUCUGCACGCCAGUAUUCAGCUAUACGAUGCUCUCGCUCUCCUUCAAAUGACGUCCACGCCUUUAGAGGUUCUCCCUGUAUGUCAGCUCUUUCUCUGUUGGUUACUGAAACAUGAAAUAAAAUCAAGU